This is a messenger RNA of Parascedosporium putredinis, 486 nucleotides long. The record is from the annotation of a GenBank genome assembly. Lineage: Eukaryota; Fungi; Ascomycota; Sordariomycetes; Microascales; Microascaceae.
AUGCAGUUCACCAUCAGCGCCGCGGCCCUCAUGGCCUUCGUUUCCACCGUCGUUGCCCAGGUCGCCAACUUCGACGUCAUCUCCGCCCCUGGCAACUUCGAGGUCGUCGAGCCCGGCAAGCCCUACACCAUCAAGACCCUCAUCCCCGACCCUGAGCCCGUUGCUGCUGGCGUCGUCAACUCCGCUGGUACUUUCAAGUGGAAUGUUCCCGCCACCCUCGGUGACGAUGCUAUCUACGGUCUGAGGAUCCAGCUCGACUCGGACGAGACUCACCUCCAAGUCCGCCGCUCCUACCAACUCUGGCAACUCUACCACCACUGCCGCUCCCCUAAGACCACCAUCGUCACCACCACCUCCGUUGAGGACGAGAGCAAGCCCACUGCUGUCCCCACCGAGAGCGUCGUCCCCGAGAGCGGUGCUACCCGCUCCGCUGCCGGUGCUGUUGCCAUCCUCGGUGGCCUUGCCAUCGCUGCUUUCGGCCUCUAA